This is a messenger RNA of Effrenium voratum, 1095 nucleotides long. The record is from the annotation of a GenBank genome assembly. NCBI's taxonomy places the organism in Eukaryota, Dinophyceae, Suessiales, Symbiodiniaceae.
AUGGCUGCCGACCCGAGUGAGCUUCCGCCCUGCGCUUGUCGAGGAGAGCUGAUGGGGGCAGAGUUGUACAUCAUUGGAACCGCCCACAUCUCUGCCCGUAGCGCUGCUGACGUCGAGGAGUUGAUCUCCCGCAUCCAGCCGGAUAGCAUCGUCGUGGAGCUCAGCCGAAAUCGGAUCAGCAGCCUCUAUCCCGCGGGUGCCACCCAGACUCAGACCGGCUCUUUGCAGUUGAAUGUGGGCACUACGGAGGAAGGCUUUCCUGUGAUCCUGCGGCACAUCGAGCCGCAGAACGGAGCCGAUGGCCAGCUGAUCAUUUGCAAUGCUGAGGGCGUGGAGGAGGAUGUCGUGAACAUGCGACAGCCGAUUUCCAGCUUCCGCGAUGGCAAAUGGCUGGAGACGGCCUUUGAGAAGCAUCGAUAUCGCAGCGAGACGCUGAAGGUUUGGCCGGCCAUUGAGCUGAUGGCUACACUGUCCAACCGACUCUUCCCCUUAGCGCAGAGGGCGUUCUACAUGUCCGUGGGCACGGUGCGGCACAGCGGCGGGGAGUUCGCGGCCGCAGCGCGCCAGGGCCGCUCCCUGAACUGUCCGAUCGUCCUGGGGGAUGUUGAGAACGAGGACCUGUUCGAUCCCCUGGGAGCUUUGGAGGUCACUCGGGAGGACCCUUUCUGGGUGCGCCUGGCGGGUCCUUUGGUGCGGCCGUCGGAUGGCGGCAUCGACCUCUGGAAGGCUCUGAAGCACGUCUUUGCCGGAACGACCAAGCCGGGCGCUGGCGCAGCGAUCGGCGCUGUAUAUCUGGCGCUGCUGAUCUGGGGCUUUUGGUCAGACGAGGUGUCGCAAUCGCUGCAUGCCACGGUGGAUUUGAGCUCAGUUCCACCGCUGCUGCUGGCGAUGAGCGCCACCAACACGUUCAUCGCAUCGGUCAUCAUUUUUCUGCUGACUGCAACGCGGGACGAGCAGCUGUACCGCGCGCUGAGAGAAGCUGCGCGUACAACUGUUGCCAAACAAGGCCAUGGCAAGGUGGUGAUGGUGUGCGGCGUUGCGCAUGUGAAUGGCAUCGCCCGGCAUGUGGCCAAGGCACGUGCCGCCGGCCCGUGA